This is a messenger RNA of Xenia sp. Carnegie-2017, 2290 nucleotides long. RefSeq names its product sec1 family domain-containing protein 2-like. Gene Ontology annotation, biological process: vesicle-mediated transport; intracellular protein transport. The record is from RefSeq and is a predicted model, not a curated record. Lineage: Eukaryota; Metazoa; Cnidaria; Anthozoa; Malacalcyonacea; Xeniidae. The coding region runs from base 21 to 2036 and encodes 671 amino acids. The transcript is spliced from 17 exons.
AAAUAGAAUAAAAUUUUAAAAUGGCGGACGAUAUUCGUUUGAAAUUAAUUGAACAAAAUCGUAGAAACUGGGAGUCCGUUGUUAUUGCUGUAAACAAUGCCUUAGUAUAUAUUGACGAUAAUAUAGCAGAGAUUCUUCACUGGUCCCAAAUGACUUUAGAAAUGAUUAAUGCGGGAGCACUACGAGUACAAAGUAUUGAAAGGGGUAAGAGUGGAUUUGAAGAUGAACAAAAAGUUGUGUUUAUAACAAGCUCCUUAUUGCCUGGAAAAAAAUUUGAAAAACUUCAAAAACUCGUUGAAUCAAGCUAUUUCCAGUCCUGUUCAAUAUUUUGUACUGUAGCCGAUGAAAAUGUGUCUGUUCUGAUUAAGCAAGGAGAAAAUGAGUCAUUUUAUGCAAAACUGGAAGAAAAAGUUUCUGAAUGGAUGGAUCACAAGUUUUCAACAGUUGAUAUUCAAUAUAUACCAUGCUUUUGGGCCAACAUUGUUCCUGGUGUAUUCCUUAUUCCACAAUUUACAAAGUUUUUUCCCAUCUUGCCAUCUGAUGUACCAACCAUGACAGAGUUGAUGAAAACCAAGGGUGACCAAAAAAAAUUAACAUCUUUAUCGGAAGUUGAAAUACAUCACACUCCAAAAUCAUUUCAAAUGAAAUUAAAGCUUCUGGCGUUAGCGUUCAGUGAGCUUUUAAAUGAAUCGGAGUUACACGAAGAUUGUUAUGCAAUUGGUCAUACUUCCAAAUUACUAGCUAGUGAACUUGCUAGUCUAUCAUCUGCAAAAAUGAAAAAGAAUAUCAAAGGUCGCUGUUCCGUCUUAUUCAUAGAUCGUACAUUAGACUUAGUUCAAAUAUCGUCAAAAUGCAAAGACAAUCUUGGUGAUAAAAUAUUUGAUUGUCUUCCAAAGCUUCCUGGCCACAAUAUUGACGUUGCUAUUGAUUUAUCCAGUCUUUUUACAUCUGUAAGUAAAAACAUUCUUCCGCCCGGAUCAUUGUGCCAUAAAUAUCAAGAAAAAGAAGCACAUUUUUUAUUGUCAUCACUAAUUACAGACAGUAAGCAGAACAGCAUAACCAAACUAUACAAAAAAUUAACGGAGAUCUUGAAAGAGGAAUCUAUUUCCUUUGUGGAUGAAGAUUUUGGAAAAGUGACGCCAAAGAAACUUUUGUCUUUAAUGAAUUAUUUUAGGGAUAACAUAAAACUGUUCAUAAAGCAUUCUGUUGUCCUUCAACUUGCAAUGGCAGUCAUCAAUAGUUCAAAAGUAGAGGAAAAUUCAAAUAUUGAGGAGAUUCAAAGUGCAGAGAAGGUACUUCAAUUAAGUUUGAAUGAAGAAGAUUCUCCCAGCUGUUAUUCGCACAUUCUCUUACUUUUAAAGAACGUUAGAGAAGGUAUAAGGUCUUUUUGUCUUGAAGAUAUUUUGUUGUUUUUGGUUUACACUCAUUCUUUGGUUGGAGAUAAUAGUUAUGACGUAUCACAUUCUGAAGAAGAAGAAUUGAAGUUAAAAAAUGAAAUCAUGAAUGACGUUUUGGCUGGCAAGUUGAAAGUCAAGACAAAAUUUAUCAUUGACGACGAAAAAGACAGUAAAAAUGUAAAACGAAAUAAAAUUAUUGGAUGUCUACAGAGAAUUUUUCUUUUGAAAAAAUUACGAACGGAUUUAUCAUCCUUCAGGGAUUUGUUUACGAAUACGUCAUCUAAGCAUGAUUUGCUGUCCUAUGAAUCUUUGAUUAAGCAGGUCUUACAAAAGAUUUUUGAUCCAAGAAAAACAGAAAUAAAUGAUAUUGAGUUCAAGUCAGUUCGUCUCAAAGAUUUCAUCAAGAGUGGAUUCAGCUUGUUCUUGAACGUCUCAAAGCCUCAUCCUUGUGAUCAUCCCAUUCUUAUCAUUUUUGUCGUCGGGGGAUUAACGUGUUCUGAAGUUCAACAAAUUCAGGAGUUUUUGUCUACUCACGAUGUAAAAACUCAGGUAAUUGUUGGCAGUACCAAAAUGUUGACUUCAUCUGAUUUACUUAAACAUUUAUUUUCUCAAGAAAACGAUCUUUAUAUGAGCUGUUGAUGACUGGGACAAUAGCAAGUUUAAUAAAUGCUAUUUUAUAACUAAUAUACUUGACCACUGGUAAACAUGACUUUGGUUUAAGACUGGAGAUUUAUAUUGUUCUUCUAGUGGAGCAACUAAAUUUAAUCAUUCUGCCCAGUAAAUGCAAGUAUGAAAAUUUUAAGUAACUUGUCAAUUUUGUGUAUGUUGUAAGAUCUCUAAACUUUACGGCUUAUUGAAACAUAAUGAAAAAAUAAAAUUUUCUUGAACUUUCA